Molecule: messenger RNA, 1857 nt
Organism: Penicillium maclennaniae
Lineage: Eukaryota; Fungi; Ascomycota; Eurotiomycetes; Eurotiales; Aspergillaceae
Product: arylsulfatase
Exons: 2
Coding region: 1-1857 (618 amino acids)
Molecular function (GO): arylsulfatase activity
Source: RefSeq, a predicted model, not a curated record
AUGGCCAAACGUCCUAAUUUCCUUGUCAUCGUCGCCGAUGACCUUGGUUUCUCCGACGUGGGCUGCUUCGGCGGCGAGAUUCGCACGCCCAACAUUGACAACAUUGCGAAGGAGGGUUUACGAUUCACAGAUUUCCACGCUGCGGCGGCAUGCUCACCGACCCGCGCCAUGAUUAUGACCGGUACAGACCAUCACAUCGCCGGUCUGGGUAACCUGAUUGAAUGGACCAAUAUCUCCGGCCAGAACGGUCCCAAGGGCUCCGCUAUGAGUACAGCUCCCCAGCGUGGUAUGCCUGGCUACGAGGGAUACCUGAAUGAGCGCGUAGUAGCUCUGCCCGAGGUGCUGCGUGAUGCAGGCUAUCACACAGUGAUGUCGGGUAAAUGGCACUUGGGAUUGACACCGGAGCGAUCACCUCACAAGCGUGGGUUUGUGCGAUCGUUCGCCCACUUGCCCGCCUGCUCAAACCACUAUGCUUACGAGCCGGAGCUGCGUGACAAGGACCAGAUUCCUACCUUCAUUGAGGCUUCAUAUAUUGCUCUACAUAUGGAAGAUGGCGAAUAUGUACGCAAGCUCCCCGAGGGUUGGUACUCGUCUGAUGGAUAUGGCGAUAAAAUGGUUGAUUACCUGAAAGAAUGGAAGGAAAGCGGUGGUAGCGAAGGUCCUGAUGGUAAAGGAGACCGCCCUUUCUUUGCAUACUUGCCCUUUACGGCGCCCCACUGGCCUCUUCAGGCACCUAAGGAAUACAUCGAUCACUACCGUGGUGUUUACGACGAAGGUCCCGAUGUUCUGCGUGAAAAACGUCUGCAGCGCCUGAAGGAACUGGGUAUGAUCAGCGAGGACGUCGAGCCUCACGAGGUGAACGCCGAAGAGGUCAAGUCCUGGAACGAGUUCACAUCUGAGGAGAAGAAGAAGUCCACCACAGCCAUGGAGGUUUUCGCCGGAAUGGUCGAGUGUAUUGAUACCAACGUCGGUAAGGUGGUUGAUUACCUGCGAUCAAUUGACGAGCUGGACAACACGUUUGUCUGUUUCAUGUCCGACAACGGUGCCGAGGGCGCCGCUUAUGAGGCCUACCCCAUGGUGCAGAACGGUGUGAUGCCGCAUCUGCAAAAGUACUAUGACAACAGUCUCGAGAACCUCGGCGCCGGCAACUCUUUCAUCUGGUAUGGUCCGCGCUGGGCGCAGGCCGCCACCGCUCCCUCGCGUCUGUACAAAGCCUACACCACUGAAGGUGGCGUCCGCGUCCCAUUCACCUGUCGCUUCCCUAAGAACAUGAAUAUCCAGCCCGGCGACGCAACUGCCGCUGCCGGCGGCAUUACCGACCAAUUCUCGACCGUCAUGGACCUUGCACCUUCCAUCUUAGACAUGGCUGGCGUCAAGCAUCCAGCGCCAAAUUACCAAGGCCGCGAAGUCGUUUCCAUGCGUGGUGUCAGCUUCCACCCGUGGGCCACCGGCGAAGCGGAGCGCAUCCAUCCGAAGGACUUCAUCCAAGGCUGGGAGACCUGCGGCCGAGCCGCACUUCGCUGUGGUGACUGGAAGAUCGUCUUCAUUCCCAAGCCCAAAGGCCCCGAGAAGUGGCAAUUGUACAACCUUGUCAAGGACCCUGGCGAAGUGCACGAUCUUGCUGAUGCCCAUCCUGAGCAUCUCAAGAGACUUCUCAAGCUUUGGGAUCAGUACGUUCUUGAGACUGGCGUUAUACCUCUGUGUCCUGAUCUCGGUGAUUUCUUGGAAGCUACCGAGGCCCAAAUGCCCGAGAAUGCCUGGAUGGAGUUUGAUUACUGGAAGGAUGGGGCAAGAGAUACGCCUGAGAAGUUCACACGCGAGCCACCGCGCUUCCAGCGUACUGAGAGGCCUUUCUAG